AUGGACAGUAAUGGCCACAGGAUAUCCAGUGACAUGAUAGAUGCAGAAUCUUACAACCUGUCUGAAUACCCCGGAGGCAUCUCAGACCCCAUCCCUAUUCAAAACUACAUUCAUAAGCUUUCACCUUAUGAAUAUUCAAAAGCUCUUCCUGGUCUUCCCACUUCAUACGCUGCAUUGCUAAGAAUUAAAAAGAGUUCUUCCUCAUCUCUCUUGGGUUCGAGGACCAGAUCCCGAUUCAGCAGCGCUUCAUUAGGAACACUGAGUGUUUCCUCACCCAGCUGGCGAGGGGUAGCUCAACAUUAUUAUUCUCCAAUCAAUCUUUAUCAUUCCUCGGAUGCCUUCAAACAGGAUGAAAGUGUGGACUAUGGGCCAGUGUUUGUGCAAGAACCAGAUGAUAUCAUUUUCCCAACUGAUUCUGAUGAAAAGAAGGUGGCAUUGAAUUGUGAAAGUCGUGGCAACCCAGUUCCCAGUUACAGAUGGCUUCGAAAUGGAACAGAAAUAGAUUUGGAGAAUGACUAUCGCUAUAGUUUGAUAGAAGGUACUUUCAUCAUAAACAACCCAAGUGAAGCAAAGGAUGCUGGUCAUUAUCAAUGUUUAGCAACCAACACUUUCGGAAGUAUUCUUAGUAGAGAAGCCAUACUUCAGUUUGCCUAUCUGGGGAAUUUUAGUGGCCGGACAAGAAGUGCUGUAUCUGUGAGGGAAGGCCAGGGAGUCGUUCUCCUGUGCUCUCCUCCGCCUCAUUCACCAGAGAUCAUCUAUAGCUGGGUCUUUAAUGAGUUCCCUUCCUUUGUGGCAGAAGAUAGUCGGCGGUUCAUUUCUCAGGAAACAGGCAACCUUUAUAUUUCAAAAGUCCAAGCAUCAGACGUUGGCAGCUAUAUUUGUCUGGUGAAAAACACAGUGACAAAUGCUCGAGUACUCAGUCCUCCAACACCACUCACUCUACGAAAUGAUGGUGUGAUGGGAGAAUAUGAGCCGAAAAUUGAGGUCCAUUUCCCUUUCACAGUUACAGCUGCUAAGGGAACAACUGUUAAGAUGGAGUGCUUUGCACUUGGCAACCCUGUUCCAACAAUCACAUGGAUGAAGGUUAAUGGUUACAUCCCUAGUAAGUCGCGCCUGCGGAAAUCUCAGGCAGUGCUGGAAAUACCAAAUGUGCAGCUGGAUGAUGCAGGCAUUUAUGAGUGCAGAGCUGAAAACGCCCGUGGAAAAAAUUCCUUCCGUGGACAAUUACAAGUAUACACCUACCCUCACUGGGUGGAAAAGCUGAAUGACACUCAGUUGGACAGUGGGAGCCCUCUCCGAUGGGAAUGUAAGGCUACUGGAAAACCCAGACCCACGUUUCGUUGGCUGAAAAAUGGAGCACCCCUCUCACCUCAGAGCAGGGUUGAGAUGGUUAAUGGAGUACUGAUGAUCCACAGUGUUAAUCAAUCAGAUGCUGGAAUGUAUCAAUGUUUAGCUGAAAAUAAGUACGGAGCCAUUUAUGCCAGCGCAGAGCUGAAGAUUCUAGCUUCAGCUCCCACUUUUGCACCGAAUCAACUAAAGAAAACCAUCAUUGUGACUAAAGGCCGAGAAGUCGAAAUAGAGUGCAAACCCCAAGGCUCUCCAAAACCAACCAUCUCCUGGAAGAAAGGAGACAAAGCAGUUAGGGAAAACAAAAGAAUAGCUAUUCUUCCAGACGGGAAUCUACGGAUCCUAAAUGCUUCUAAAUCAGAUGAGGGAAAGUACGUUUGCCGAGGGGAAAACAUCUUUGGUUCUGCUGAAAUUAUAGCUUCGGUAUCAGUAAAAGAACCUACAAGGAUAGAACUUACUCCUAAAAGAACAGAGUUAACAGUGGGAGAAAGCAUCGUCCUUAACUGCAAAGCAAUCCACGAUGCUAGUUUGGAUGUCAAUUUCUUCUGGACGCUAAAAGGACAGCCUAUUGAGUUUGAGAAAGAAGGUGGACAUUUUGAGAGCAUCAGGGCCCAAGCAUCCUCUGCAGAUUUAAUGAUCAGGAACAUCCUUCUGAUGCAUGCUGGGAGAUAUGGCUGCAGGGUACAGACCACAGCAGACAGUGUGUCAGAUGAGGCAGAACUUCUUGUUAGGGGUCCCCCUGGUCCCCCAGGGGUAGUGAUUGUGGAGGAAAUCACCGAAAGCACAGCCACACUCUCCUGGAGCCCAGCAGCUGACAACCACAGCCCCAUCACCUCCUACAACCUCCAGGCUCGCAGCCCAUUCUCCCUGGGCUGGCAAACAGUGAAAACAGUUCCAGAAAUCAUAACAGGAGACAUGGAGUCAGCCAUGGCAGUGGACUUAAAUCCCUGGGUGGAAUAUGAAUUUCGAGUGGUGGCCACAAAUCCCAUUGGGACAGGAGAUCCAAGUACGCCAUCUCGAAUGAUACGCACAAAUGAGGCAGUUCCAAAAACAGCACCCACCAAUGUAAGUGGAAGAAGUGGUCGAAGGCAUGAGUUAGUGAUUGCCUGGGAGCCAGUAUCUGAAGAGUUUCAAAAUGGGGAAGGUUUUGGCUACAUUGUGGCUUUCCGACCCAAUGGAACACGUGGCUGGAAGGAGAAAAUGGUGACAUCCUCCGAAGCCUCCAAAUUCAUUUAUCGAGAUGAGAGUGUCCCUCCUCUUACUCCCUUUGAAGUGAAGGUUGGCGUGUACAACAAUAAGGGAGAUGGGCCUUUUAGCCAAAUUGUGGUCAUCUGUUCAGCUGAAGGAGAACCCAGUGCUGCUCCCACAGAUGUCAAGGCUACAAGUAUGUCUAUGUCAGAGAUUCUUGUUGCAUGGAAACAUAUUAAAGAGAGUCUAGGAAGACCACAGGGAUUUGAGGUUGGUUACUGGAAAGACAUGGAACAAGAAGAUGCAGCAGAAACCGUCAAAACCAGGGGGAAUGAGUCAUUCGUCAUCCUGACAGGACUAGAAGGAAACACACUGUAUCACUUCACAGUGAGGGCUUACAAUGGAGCUGGAUACGGGCCACCCAGCAGUGAAGUGAGUGCAACCACCAAGAAAUCCCCCCCCAGUCAAGCACCCAGCAACCUCAGGUGGGAGCAGCAAGGCUCUCAGGUUUCUCUGGGCUGGGAACCUGUCAGACCAUUAGCCAAUGAGUCUGAAGUCUUGGGUUACAAGGUUUUUUAUAGGCAAGAGGGUCACACCAACAGUCAAGUUAUUGAAACCCAGAAACCUCAAGCAGUAGUACCACUCCCUGAUGCUGGAGUCUAUAUUAUCGAAGUUCGAGCAUACAGUGAAGGCGGGGAUGGAACCAACAGUUCUCAAAUCAGGGUGCCAUCAUAUUCAGGUGGGAAAAUCACAAGUGCUCAGUCAACUCUCCACACUCUCUCCACAUCAUCUUCGUUAACACUGCUCUUGGCAUUGAUGAUUCCUUCAACCUCCUGGUGAAACCUGCUGAGUUAAUUCACUUUUCUUUGCUUUAGCUUGAUAACAGCAGUGAAUAGAGUAUAGUGUAGAUGGA
Messenger RNA from Lepus europaeus (European hare), 3448 nucleotides. RefSeq names its product contactin 5 (gene CNTN5). The coding region runs from base 1 to 3375 and encodes 1124 amino acids. Gene Ontology annotation, molecular function: cell-cell adhesion mediator activity. NCBI's taxonomy places the organism in Eukaryota, Metazoa, Chordata, Mammalia, Lagomorpha, Leporidae. The transcript is spliced from 24 exons. Gene Ontology annotation, biological process: cell-cell adhesion; brain development. The record is from RefSeq and is a predicted model, not a curated record.